Protopolystoma xenopodis is the source of this 429-nucleotide messenger RNA. NCBI's taxonomy places the organism in Eukaryota, Metazoa, Platyhelminthes, Monogenea, Polystomatidea, Polystomatidae. The record is from the annotation of a GenBank genome assembly.
AUGUUGUCUUCCCUUAUCAAGAUCUCCAGUAGUGCCGUGAGCGCUUUUUAUCCUGAGAUUUUGGUGUACAUGGACUGUACAUUAAACCUCAAUGAUAGUUCGCAUCCCUCCAAACUGGUAUCUUUGAUUCAUUGGCAAAAUUUGCAUGAAUCCUUCAAUGUACUCGAUAAUCUGCCAUUCAUCUUCGUUAACUGGAGGCGAUUUGAGGGAACAUCUGAUAAGCGAGGUGGAGGGGGGCUAAAUGAAAGUCAGAAGCACCGCGAAUGCAUGCCGCCUCUCAUUGACGAGGCCGACUACGAUCUCAGCGAGACGUUUGGGAAUGUACCAAGUCAACGGUCCGACGCUGGAACUUAUCAUGAUUGCUGUGGCAGAAGACGCACGACUAGGUACGUUCUACAAGGUCUCUCUGUCGCUCUGAUCAAGUUGUGA